Molecule: messenger RNA, 2424 nt
Organism: Daucus carota subsp. sativus
Lineage: Eukaryota; Viridiplantae; Streptophyta; Magnoliopsida; Apiales; Apiaceae
Product: plastidic ATP/ADP-transporter
Exons: 5
Coding region: 291-2150 (619 amino acids)
Biological process (GO): nucleotide transport
Cellular component (GO): membrane
Molecular function (GO): ATP:ADP antiporter activity
Source: RefSeq, a predicted model, not a curated record
AUCUCUGCACCAACAACUUAUUUGGAAUUUUCUUUUUUCCAAAUCCUAUACAUUUUGCCUAAUUUUCUUGAUUCUCUCUUCAACUUUUUCCUCCCCACCAAUAUAUGUGUGUGUAUAUAAAGAUAUUUGUAUGUAUACAUUAAGUUAGCCCCCCUCUUUCCCCAAGCCACCUUAUCUCUCCACCCCCAUCUCUUAAAAAUCAAGUCUUGGGGUGUUCUUGAAGGCACCCAGAGAGAGAGACCAGAGAGACAGAGAGAAACCAGAGAGACAGAGAGAGACUAGAGAGAGAGAUGGCAGCUGUUCUUCAAACAAGAGGGCUUCUGUCUUUACCUACCAAUCCCAAAAUCAAGUCUUUCAUCUCCCCACCAAAUGGUCUUAGAAACAGAAUUAGUCCCACAAACAAUUUGAAACCUAAAAAUCUGAGUGGCCUUUCUUUAUCUGUCAAUGGGCUGCCAAGAUUUCAAGGGUUUAUCACUAAACCUAGUUUGGUUGCCCAAAAGAACAAAACUUUUCAUGUUUGUAAGGCUGAGGCUGCUGCAGCAGCUGAUGGGCAACCACAGUUUAGUGAAAUUGAGGCACCCAAGUUUAUGGGUAUUGAAACAGUAACCCUUAAGAAAAUUGUGCCUCUUGGGUUGAUGUUCUUUUGCAUACUGUUUAAUUAUACAAUUCUUAGAGAUACUAAGGAUGUUCUGGUUGUGACAGCAAAAGGGUCUAGUGCUGAGAUUAUUCCCUUCUUAAAAACUUGGGUUAAUUUGCCUAUGGCUAUUGGUUUUAUGCUUGCGUAUUCUCAGUUGAGCAAUGUUUUGUCAAAACAGGCUCUUUUUUAUACUGUUAUGGUCCCUUUUAUAGCUUUCUUCGGGGCAUUUGGGUUUUUGUUGUACCCUCUUAGCGGUUACUUCCACCCCACUGCCCUUGCUGAUAAGCUUCUUGCUUCACUUGGUCCUCGUUUCCUUGGUCCGCUUGCAAUUUUGAGGAUCUGGAGCUUCUGUUUGUUCUAUGUCAUGGCUGAGCUUUGGGGAAGUGUUGUGGUGUCGGUGUUGUUUUGGGGAUUUGCUAAUCAGAUAACGACAGUGGAUGAAGCCAAAAAAUUCUACCCUCUGUUUGGACUCGGAGCUAAUGUUGCCCUCAUCUUCUCUGGCCGUACAGUCAAGUACUUCUCAAAUUUAAGGAAAAAUUUGGGCCCUGGUGUUGAUGGUUGGGCCCUCUCCCUCAAAGGAAUGAUGAGCAUUGUGGUUUUGAUGGGUCUUAUUAUAUGCGCUCUUUAUUGGUGGGUCAACGCUUAUGUUCCUCUUCCUACUCGUAGUAAAAAGAAGAAGGAAAAGCCGAAAAUGGGGACAAUGGAGAGCUUAAAAUUUUUGGUGUCGUCUAGUUACAUUAGGGAUCUUGCUACGUUGGUGGUUGCAUAUGGUAUAAGCAUCAACCUUGUGGAGGUUACAUGGAAAUCAAAGCUCAAAGCUCAGUUCCCAAGUCCAAAUGAAUACUCUUCUUUCAUGGGCGACUUCUCUACUGCUACCGGUAUUGCAACUUUUACAAUGAUGUUGCUAAGCCAGUGGAUAUUCAACAGAUAUGGCUGGGGAGUGGCAGCAACAGUUACACCCACAGUCUUGCUACUCACAGGAGUGGGAUUCUUCUCCUUACUUUUGUUCGGUGACCCGUUAGCACCUGCUCUUAUGAGUUUUGGGAUUACUCCGCUGCUAGCAGCGGUUUAUGUAGGCGCGAUUCAAAAUAUUUUCAGCAAGAGUGCCAAAUACAGCUUAUUUGAUCCUUGCAAAGAAAUGGCAUACAUUCCUUUGGAUGAAGACACUAAGGUCAAAGGAAAGGCUGCAAUUGAUGUUGUAUGCAAUCCUUUAGGGAAAUCCGGAGGUGCUUUGAUCCAGCAAUUCAUGAUCCUGACGUUUGGUUCACUUGCAAACUCAACUCCCUACCUUGGAGGAGUACUUCUAGUAAUCGUUGUUGCAUGGUUAGCGGCUGCCAGAUCGUUGGAUAAACAAUUUACUGCUCUUCGUCGUGAGGAAGAACUUGAAAAAGAGAUGGAGGAGGCCGCUGUGAAAAUACCAGUUAUCCCAGAAAAUGAAUCCGGGAACGGCACCAUCGGAGGGGGCCCCGAACUGAAACCAAUAGGAGGCGACUCCACCGGAGUUUCAUCUUAAAGCUCAGCGCCCUCCAAGGUUUACUGAUAUUUGUUGUUUAGUAACAGAACGGGAGAAGUACAAUUGUCGUGGUGAUAUAGGGAAAUCAUUAUUUGUAGGAAUAAUCAGAAAUUGUUGGAAGGAUUGUCUUCUUUUUACAGAAAUAAUCAUAACCAGGAUAGUAUGUUUGAUUAGGCUCAAUGUAGCUUUUUUAAAUGCUAUCGUAUAAUUGCCAUUAGUUUGUAUCGAAACAUAUUUGCUUGCUGAAAGAGUUUCUGUUAGAAGAUUCGGUUAA